Molecule: messenger RNA, 8034 nt
Organism: Scylla paramamosain (green mud crab)
Lineage: Eukaryota; Metazoa; Arthropoda; Malacostraca; Decapoda; Portunidae
Gene: bmm
Product: patatin-like phospholipase domain-containing protein 2
Exons: 14
Coding region: 451-2532 (693 amino acids)
Biological process (GO): triglyceride catabolic process; lipid homeostasis
Cellular component (GO): membrane; cytoplasm; lipid droplet
Molecular function (GO): triacylglycerol lipase activity
Source: RefSeq, a predicted model, not a curated record
GCGGUGGUGGUGGUGGUGGUGGCGGUGACUCCCUCAGCAUGCACUAUUGCCAUCCUUUCUUACCACAUUUCCCCCGUGAAACCCACCUGGGGAUCUGGGAAGGGACCUGAGGGCGUCUAAAAAUAGCCCGCAGUGUAACACAUCCGGACAUCACGCCCACACUUGCCACAAACGGGCGGGCAGACACACGGACACACACACACAACACUCACACCCUCUAGACACACGACAAUGACGUCACCUACUGGGAUGGCGUGGCGACCAAUCAGCGAGGCGGAAAUCCAUGACGUCACAGCCACACACCUCUCAGCUGGAGGACCAAAACAAUCAUCUCAGUCACUCUCGAGGCGUCACGGGGGGAGGUUGCGCGGCCUCUCUGUCGUCUCAUUCCACUCGUGUUAGCCCCGUGGUCCCUGUCAAAUCACCAAACUGGCGCUCGAUAGGGACAAAAUGAACUUCUCCUUCGCCGGCUGUGGGUUCCUCGGAAUCUAUCAUGUCGGCGUUGCGGCCUGUCUUAAGAAAUACGCCCCUAAUUUAUUGGUAAACAAGAUAUCGGGGGCCUCUGCCGGGGCUCUGGCGGCCGUGUGUCUGCUGUGUGACUCCCCGCUAGGUACCAUCACCUCGUCAGUGCUCAAGACGGCAACGGAGGCGAGGAAGCACACACUGGGGCCCUUCAGUCCGACCUUCAACGUGGAGAAGUUGCUGCGUGAGGGACUUCUGAGUGUAUUGCCCGACGACGCCCAUCGCAUUGUGAGUGGCAAACUGUUCAUCUCCGUGACGCGGGUGAGUGACGGCAAGAACAUCCUGCUCUCCCAGUUCGACACCCGCGAGGAGCUAAUCCAGGCGCUGUGCUGCUCGUCGUUCGUGCCUGGGUUCAGCGGAUGGGUGCCCCCUGUGUUCCGCGGCGUGCGCUACUUGGACGGCGUGCUGAGCGAUAACCUGCCCAUGCUGGACGCACACACCAUCUGCGUGAGUCCCUUCGCGGGCCACAGCGACAUCUGCCCCAGGGAUAACAGGCACAUCUCCCUCGCGGGGCUGCUCUGUUCUGCCUUCAUCCCUGGCUUCAGCGGGUGGGCGUGUCCCAAGGUGCGGGGGGUUCGGUAUGUGGAUGGCGGGUUCACGAAUAACCUUCCAGAGGUGGACCACGGCACUGUCACCGUCAGCCCCUUCUGCGGAGAGAGCGACAUCUGCCCUAAGGACACCACCGCGGGGCUUGUCACGGUGAAUCUGGCCAACACGAGCAUUGAGCUGAGCAAGGAAAACUUAUACCGCUUCGCUCGCAUUCUGUUUCCGCCGCCCCCCGAGGUGCUAAGCAAGAUGUGUCAGCAGGGUUUCAAUGAUGCCCUUGACUUCCUGCAGAGAAACAACCUCAUCAAUUGUACCAGGUGCCUCGCUGUGCAGUCCAGCUUCAAUUUGACAGAGUCUCGUGAGGAGGCGCGGGAGUUGGUGUCGGUAAAUCACUUCCACGACCCAGAGGAUAACUGUAUUGACUGUAAGCAGCAGCGCAAGGAGGCCAUCCUGGACCAGCUCCCAGAGGCGGUGGGGUCCAUCCUGCAGGACGCCAUCACUUCUGCCAACGAGGGUCUCAUGAACUGGGUAUUCAAGCACAAGUCCAUGAAGCUGCUGUCUGUGCUCAGCCUGCCCUAUGUGCUGCCCAUGGACAUUGCCUACUCUGCCUUCCUCAGGUUCAUGGCAACGGCACCCACCAGCAAGGACCUGCAGAGUCUGGCCCGGCAGGUGAUCACGCUGGUCAAGGCCCUGCUCAGGAUGUCUACUAAGAGCUCCCUGCACCACCAUCACCGCCGCCUUGACACCAAGUUCUCCUGCCAGCUGGCCAUCACGCAGUUCUCAGGUGAUGUGGAGAUGCAGCACAUUCAGAACAGACAGAACUUCGACUUCACGCUCGACCUUGACACCAUGGAGGGUGUGCCACAGAGCCACAAGGACGCCAUGCUGCUGGAGUCACAGGCGCUGGCGGAGGUGGCCCUGCGCUGUGCCUCCCGCUCUGUAUCGCACGCUGGGUCCCGCAUGACCUCCCGGGUGCAGUCCAGGGCUCCAUCCAGGGCUGUGUCCCGUGCCGUAUCCCGCCGGCCAUCCUUCAGUGAGGAUGGGGACACGGAGGAUGGCAUGAGCACCCCCGCAGCGGCCCUGGUUGGAGAGGAUGCCUUUGAGAGGAUCCUGGAUGUCACCACACACCAAGAGGCUCUCAUGGCGUACUACUACCUGGACGACAACAACGAGGUGAGAGUGACGGAGAUCUUUGACAUGACCAAUGCAGACGAGGACCUGGAUGUCUCAGGUGAUGCGGGGCACUACCACACCUCCUCCUCCCCUCACUGGGCUGCCGUGCACCCUCACCAUCACCGCACCUCCCUCGGGUCAGAGGAGGAGCUGGAGGAUGACAGGCCAGCAGGUGAUGGGUGCGAGAUGUCCCCCUUCACGCCCUCUGACACUGAGUCUGAGUACUGCCGCAGACACGACCACAAUAACCCGGAGUCUGAGCAGAUGUUUGGCACCGCAGGGGUUGUCUGAACCACCACCACCACCACCACCACCACCACCACAGCCAGUACCAGAUGCAGCACAGAGCCAGGAGUGGUGUGUGUGGUGUCUGUGCCGGGUCACCAGUGUUGUCAGGCAGCUUGUGACGGCAGAACAUGGGGUCAUAUUUUGAAACACUUCUGGCCACACCACUAUUUUCAGAAGCCUUUAAUUGAAGCGAGAGGUUUUUAAUUGUGUUUUCAUGGCUUCAGUGACAGAUUAACAAGACUUCCAGAUUAUCAACAGGAGGAACACUCUUGAGAACAUGUCUAAUUAUAUCUGUCGUGGUGAGAAAGCAAAGCAUUUCUGUGUACUAGCCAGGGAUGUAAUUGGAGGGGGGGUGCUGUGCCAGGCCAGUGUUGCUGUACUGUGGUGGCCAGCAGCAAUAUACCUCUGUGCUGUAGUGUUUGGUGUGCUGCAGUGCUCCUGUGGCCUUGUGAUGCUGUCUUGUGUCUUCCCUGUGUUGCCUGAGGUGUGCCUUGAGUUGUGUGGUGUUCUUGUCUUCCGUUUCUUGUGUUCUGUGUGUUGUGGGGUGAAGAGGUGUGUGUUUUUCUCUCUCAGGCCGCCUCUAUUGUUCCAUCUUUCCUUGUGCUGUGUUGUGAGUGAGGUGCUGUUGUCUCUGCCUGUAUGUUGUGUUGUGUUCCUUGUGUUACGUGAGGGAGGUAUUCCUGUCUCACUGCCUCCCUGCUGUUUUGUGUUCCUGACGUCAAGCUUCCUGUGUUGCUGUGUUGCUGUGUUGAAGGACGACAGCCUGCACUGACAGCGGGUAAUAACAGAAAUACAUAUCUAUGCUUUACGUAUACAUUGUAACCAAGGGCAUCACGUAUUACUAGUAUCAUGUAGCGUAUAUUUUUUUUGUAAUGACUUAUUUGUAUUUUUGUAGGAUUAAGGCAAUCUUGUCACACUCUUAGAAACUAGAUCAUUAUUUUUUGUUUACAUUUACGCAUACUGUAUCCUCAUUUUACCUGUGUGUGUGUGUGUGUGUGUGUGUGUGUGAGAGAGAGAGAGAGAGAGAGAGAGAGAGAGAGAGAGAGAGAGAGAGAGAGAGAGAGAGAGAGAGAGAGGCCUUCCUCUGUUGUAUCAUAGCCAGAGUGGUAAGGUAAGAGUGAGUGGUGUGGCUUUGAUUGAGUCUUGUCUGUGUAUUGUGUGAUUGUGACCAGCUGAGUUGUGUUAAUGCUGUCUGCUUUGUCCUCAUGCUUCUUUUUCUCAUCCUUGUCUCAUUAUUCUGGGUUCUCUUCCUCCUCCUUGUAUCUUGUCUUCUUACUUCUCCUUAUCAUCAUCUUUGUUUUUAUUCUUCAUUCUUGUCUGUUCUUUUCCUCCUUUUUGUUUCUCGUUUCCUUCCUUCCCUUUCUCAUUUCUUUUAUUCUUUAUUCUUGUUUAUUCUCUUCUCCUUGUGUUUUGCCUUCCUUCUCCUCUUCCUCAUCUUGAUUUAAUUCUUAUUCCUCAUUCAUGCUGCUGCUCCUCCUCCUCCUCCUCCUCCUCCUCCUCCUUGUCUUGCUGUAGAGUCACACCAACGCAGGCCCCAGUGAAGGGCACACAGGGACACAAAGGAAGAGUACAGGAAUGGUGCACUGCUGCCACUGAGAGGGACGAGGAACUCUCUCUUGUGUGUGUUUGAGGCAAUACAUGAGUGAUAUCUUUGCAGGAUCUCAGCCCACUGUAUAGACAGACUGUUAUUAUUAUGUGCUUACAAGUACAUCCUUAAUAUGAUAACUAUUUAAGGGGGAAAGCCAGUUAAUUGUAUAGUCAGUACCCUGCAUCUAUUGUGGUCUCAGGAUUGGAGGUGUGGGACAGUCUUAUUAUGAAGGGCAGGGGUGAACCAGUGUGUGCUGUGGGCCUUGCUGUGGAAGUGUGUGGCCACCUGUGGUGUGCCUGAGCUCCUGGGGUGUAGUAGGAUGAUUCACGAGACUGUCCCUUUCCACCAGGAGCUGAUGCGGCUAAGAGUGUGAAUGUGAGUGUGGUGCCUUGUGUGGGUGGCCACCUUGUGGAGCUGCUGGUUUGGUGUACAGACAUAUUGACAGAUUAUUGUAUACAGUAAACCUGUAAUAUAAUAAGUAUUUAAGGGGGAAAGCCAGUUAAUUAUAAUAAUCUUUUUCUUCUAUGUCAGACUGGCCAGGGACGCAAAAAAUAGUGUAAUUAUUAUUGGCUUGGUGUAUAGAGAUUAGGUAUAUGAGAUUAACUGAAUGGUGUUGUGUGGUAGUGACAGGUGUGGUAGCUGUAUUGGAUUAGGAUCACUGUGUGUUAGAAGAGGGGUGUUGUGUGUUGAUGAUAGAGGUAAAGUGUUGCUGGGAAGGUCGUGUGUGUGUGUAUGUGUGUGUGGUGGAAUGUGUGUGUUAGAUGGGAGUAUAAUGUGUCAAGCAGGGCCCCAGUGUGUUAAGUGAGACCUCAGUGAAUUAUGUGAGAUCCUGAUGUGCUAAACAGGGACUUUUUAGUGAGUUAGUGUGUGAUAUGCAUUCCAAUCCUGCCUUGCUGUUCACAAAGACAUCUUACUUCACACCUGGUGAAUGUGGCUGUGUGUUAGUGGUAUGUUCUGAAAUGCUUUGUUCUUCCAUUGUGACUGCAAAGGCCACAGAUAAUUACUCAGGUCCCUAUGGAUGUUUUUUUUUUAACCAGGAGUACUAUCAGCAGAACCACGGAAGUACCCGUGAAGAUCUCGGCAGCUUCCACAACACUGCUAACUGUUUCCUUGUGAUAUGCAGCAACUCUGAACACUAAACUAAAUGUGUGAAAUCUUUAUAAGUGUCCACAAGGAAGAAAGGGAUUAGAGGAAUGGAGUUUGCAGUUUUUAGAAAGUAUGAUAUUUGGACGUGGCUGUAGAAGUGUCUCAGAGUGGUUAGUGAUUAAAGAUGUGUCAUAGCAGUGGAAGGGUUAAGAGUAGUUGUGAUCAGAAUGAAUGCUUGGCUGUCACCACCACUGCCACUGCUGCUGUCAGUUUUAAUGGGAGGUGGAUUGUGGAGUCUUGCAUUCUGGCACUGAAAUUCAUGAAAUGUUACCUCAUGUGUGGGAAUUGUGUGUGUGCUUGUGAAACUGACUUCUUUUAUUCUGUCACUGUACAUAUGGUGAAGUGUGCUGUGAUGCAUUCCAGUACUGCUGUGUUAUGAAGAGAUGUAUUAUUACCUCAUGUGUGGGAACUGUGUGUGUGUGUGUGUGUGUGUGUGUGUGUGUGUGUGUGUGUGUGUGUGUGUGUGUGUGUGUGUGUGUGUGUGUGCUAUUGUGGUCUUCAAAUGGACUCCUUCCCUUAUCCUGCUGCUGUACAGAAGGUGAAGUGUGAAUUGAAGCAUUCCAGUAGUUAUAUUAUGAACAAAACUAUUACCUCAUGUGUGGGAAAUAUUGAAAUUUGUGAAUUUGUAUUAGUGUACUUUAUUCAGUCACAGUGUAUGUCAGGCUGGAUGCAGAGUGAUGCAUUCCAGCACACACCGAGGCUGAUGAGUGUCACCUCAUGUGUCGGGGUGAUGUGUGUGUUGUUGUGCUUGUGAAAUGUUCGCUCAUUUCCCCCAUCACAUGUUACACAAGGUGAAGUGCAAACCUGUACAUUCCAGCCAAGUCAAAUUUUACCUGGACAGAAUUACCUGGUGUGGGAAAGAUGUACCUGCGUGUAGUGGUGUUGUAAGACGCCUGGCUCUGUCACUGCUGCCGCUGUGAACUAAUACUCAGGCUCACUGUCAUAGACAUUUAUAAAAUAUUUGAAUGACAAUGAAAGGUAUUGUGAUGAUUUAAUUUUCACAGAAUAGUAACUCAGACUGAUUUCAUUUAGCAUUCAUUGAUAAAAACACUCAUUUGAUUGAAUUUCCACCACAUAAGUAAUCAAAAUAACAAACAACACAUAACUUUCAUGUGUUUUUUGCCUCACAACUCUGACAGUGAUGCAUGAAACAGGAAGACAGUCAUUCCUGCACCACAGCCUGAACACACAGCACUCAGUGACUCCCCCUGCCAUAAUACAAACACUGGCUUGGCAGCCAAGUCUGGCAUGCUGAGAGGAGCUGGCCAGGCACUGCAGCACUGAGGCACUGCCACCAACAUUCAGCUGCUUGUACCAAUGCAGGGUGUUAACAGUAAUACAUGUUGGUAUUAUUGUGGUGGUGGUGAUGGAGUCAAGCUGUGUGUGUGUGUGUGUGUGUCCAUUCAUCUGUAUUUCUCUAUGCACACGGAUCUGUGUAAUCUUCCAUCCUGUCAGUGGUGUGUGUGUGUGUGUGUGUGUGUGUGUGUGUGUGUGUGUGUGUGUGUGUGUGUGUGUUUCAGGACUUCUGGAAAUAACCUGAGGCUACAAAUUUCAUGAUCAACUAAUUUAUUCCUAUGCAUUUUUUUUUUUUUUUAUUCUCCCCAAGUCAUGACCUGCACAGUGAAAGGCUCAGAAAUGAGAUUAAUGAACUGAAUUAACCAAAAUGUAACUUAACUGAAACUAACCCUCAGAUGAAAACAAACUGAUGUUAUUUCAGUAAUAUCCUUCAUGUAUGUAUGUAUGUGUAUAGAUGUAUGUAAUCUUCCAACCUAUUAGUGCCUUGUGUGUGUGUGUGUGUGUGUGUGUGUGUGUGUGUGUAUGUGUGUGUGUGUUGACAUAUCUAUUUAUUCCACUAAGUCUUUCAGUACCAGACAAUCAUAUAUUCCUGAACCAAAGCAUUACCAUCUGUGAUCGUGUCAGGCUGAGGUGAACCAUUAACUGUGUAGACCAGAGCCAGUCCCCUCACCACUCCAUACAGGGUACUGUGUGUGUGUGUGUGUGUGUGUGUGUGUGUGUGUGUGUGUGUGUGUGUGUGUGUGUGUGUGUCCUGUCCUGUCCUGUCCAUAGCAUGCCAAGAAAAGUGUCUUGGAUCUGUUGGAAGUGUCUUGUUCAGCAGCUAGAUAGACACCUAUGUAUAAGAGAGAGAGAGAGUGAGAGAGGUAUUAUACGGGGCCUUCUUUUGUCCUGUCUCUGUUUCUCCCCGUCAUUCUUACAACAAGGGUAUAUUUCACUGACUCUUUAAUGUGUGUUUGUGUGUUCCAGUCAUCCCUAAAAAUUUCUCAUGUCUUUUCAGUUAUCUAUUUUUUCUCCUGUUCUUUCUUUCCAUGUGUAUGUUUGUGCGUGUUCAAAAACUUUUCCCCGUUGUCUAGUCUCUUUUCUCCAUUUAUGUAUAAAAACUUUUAAUUUUUUUCUUAUAUCUUCUCAGUUAUCUAGUCUCCUCUUCUCUUCUCUCUCUUUGUGUGUGUGUGUGUGUGUGUGUGUGUGUGUGUGUGUGUGUGUGUGUGUGUGUGUGUGUGUGUGUGUGUGUGUAUACCAUUAACAAUAGCCAGUCUUCCCCAAAACUGUCACUAUGAAGACAUGUAUUGGGAUAUGUCUGUGAUGUGGCUGCUGUGAUGCUGUGGUGUUCCUCUGAGUGAGCUAGUCCCCACACACACACCAGACAGUCAUGUGCUGUGGGUGUCACUGUGUUCUGUACUAUGUAUCAACUUUAUUUCGUAUCCUAGAAGUGUGUGCAUAUUUAUGUGACGCAAUAAUAAAUGGUUUGAUGAUGA